Molecule: messenger RNA, 1453 nt
Organism: Punctularia strigosozonata HHB-11173 SS5
Lineage: Eukaryota; Fungi; Basidiomycota; Agaricomycetes; Corticiales; Punctulariaceae
Product: Metallo-dependent phosphatase
Exons: 7
Coding region: 86-1378 (430 amino acids)
Molecular function (GO): hydrolase activity
Source: RefSeq, a predicted model, not a curated record
CGGUCAUCGCUCAUCGCUCAGCGCUCUCAUUAGGACAUAUUGCUCAAACGGCUGUACUUACUUACAGCGGUGGUUGGCAACAACCAUGUCGUUCCUGAGGCCGCGGUUCGCCCUGCUUGUGAUCCCGCUGGCUGCCGCACUGUACUUUCUCUACGGACAGGUUUUCAUCGCACAUGCCGGCUUUCACGUUCUUGAGGCUCUUUUGAACCUGGGGCACAAAACAGGCUCUCCUGGAGCUGACAUUCACGAUGCACCUGCCACGUUCACGCGUCGAAUUGUUGCAGUGGGAGAUCUGCAUGGUGACAUCGGAAACGCGCAGAAAGUGCUCAACAUGGCCGGCGUUGUCGAUCAGCAUGGAAAUUGGAGCGGAGACAUUGAUUUCUUUGUCCAAACGGGAGAUAUAAUCGACAGGGGUGACGAUACCAUUAAACUAUACUUUUGGAUGGACCGCCUGCGGGAUCAGGCCCGUGCAGCGGGAGGCGAGGUGCUCUCCAUGCUGGGAAAUCACGAAUACAUGAACCUUAUGAGUGACUGGCGAUACGUAUACCCAAGUGAAAUAGCUACCUUCGGGUCUUGGCAAGCGCGGCAGAAGAUGCUCGCAACUGGACGGAUCGGUAAAUCCUGGGCGGCGAACUACACCACCGCCUCUCGCCUCCCUUUACACCCCUCCCUUGGCCCGCCCAACACCGACUACCCUCCACCUCCCUCUUCCCCCCUCCUCUCCGAGCAUCCACUGUCUCACGCUGCUCUCUCCUUUGUUCAUGGCGGCCUGGCCCCCGCCUACCCGGACCUUACACCGUUUCCCUCGCGCAUCAAUACCAUUGCAUCGUCUCUCCUCCAUAAGCUGCAGCGUCAGAGUUCCAUCCCGCCUCCCCACCCGCCGCACCCAUAUCCUGGACUGCCCGCCGGAGCGACGACGGAGGAGCACAGGUUGUAUGGCUCGGACGGACCUCUGUGGUAUCGAGGUUGGGCGAUGGACCCUGAGGAGACGGUCUGUGCGGCUGUAGAUGACGUUCUGGAGAAGACGGGAACGAGGAGGAUGCUCAUGGGGCAUACCCCGAACUUUGAGAAAAUCGUUUCCAGGUGCAAUGGGAAGAUUAUAAUCAUUGAUACCGGUAUUUCGCAUGCCUACGGCGGCGCACUCUCAGCGCUCUCGAUCACCUACACCUUGACACCGAUCCCGGAUUCGGGCGGUGAGGGUGACACGAGAGAUGGUCUGGGCUCUCAGUCUGUCCUGGAAAUUCGCACGACCGCGCAAGCGAAGGUGAAGAGGUGGAAGGAACGCGAAAUUGUGGUGGCACUAUACGCCGACCGACAAGAGGUACUCGCCGUGGAUGAGAGGAUGGUCGAUGACUGGACGAUGUACGAUACAUGGUGAUAAUCUUGUUCUCGUCAGGCCUACUAGGGUCACAGAUGUAGAGCAUGCGAGCUGUUAUGUACAUAUGCAUGUAAU